ACCUGUGAAUCAGGGCAAGGACACCGGAGUAGACAGUGUCUGCUGCUACCGUAAAACUGCUACUGCUCCCGCUUUUGAUCGAGUGAAGACGUAUCAUAAAUUCAUAAAUGAGACCAACGGUUUCACCAAGCUGCAGAAUUACAACUUGGACCCAAAGAGCCUUUUUGUUAAUGAUUAUCAUGAAGCAUCACCUCCGACCACUGUUUCUCCCACUCCCAAACCUCAAGUGGCAACUGACUGCUUUACACUCAACUUCACUACAAAUAAUUUGAAGUAUAGGACACAGAUGAGUAUUCCCAAGUCAAAGCUCUUCAGCUCAACACAAAGACUCUUCAGUAAAUUGCUAGGAGAUAUAUGGAAAAACAGUGACAUUGGUCCUGAUUUCAUCAACUGCAGUUUAUCAACAUUAAGAUCUGUGAAUCAGGGCAAGAACACCGGUGUAGACAGUGUCUGCUGCUACCGCAAAACCGCUACUACUCCCCCUUUUAAUCGAGUAAACAUAUAUCGUAAAUUCAGAACUGAGACCAACGGUUUCACCAAGAUGGAGAGGUUCAAUCUGGACCCAGACAGCCUUUUUGUAAAUGAUUAUCAUGAAGCAUCACCUCAGACUACUCUUUCUCCCACCUCCAAACGGGCAGUGGCAACUGAAUGCUUUACGGUCAACUUCACUGCAACCAGUUUGACCUAUAGACCACAGAUGGCUGAUCCCACAUCAAGGAUUUUCAGCUCAGCACAACGAUUCCUUGUUAAUUUGUUUGGAGAUAUAAUGAAAAAAAGUGAAGUUGGUCCUGAUUUCAUCAACUGCAGUUUAUCAACAUUAAGAUCUAUACAUCAGAGGAAGUACACUGGAGUAGACAGUGUGUGCUGCUAUCGUAAAGCUGCUACAGCACCCCCUUUCAAUCCAAUCAAUAUAUAUCAGAAAUUUGUAAAUGAGACCAACCAUUUCACCAAGAUUGGGAGGUACAACCUGGAUCCAAACAGCCUUUUUGUUAAUGGAUAUUCACCAUCUACAACUGAUUCAGCUUCAGAUCUACUAAGCUAUGAGCUUGGUUUCAAAGUUAUCAACAAGAACUUGACCAAUAAAAAUCCAUUAUCACCAGAAUAUAAGCAAUUGAUGGGUUCCAUCAGUAAUGAGUUGAAUCAACUCUUCCACCAGAGUUCCAUCAGCGAUGGAUUCAAAAUUUGUGCUGUAACUAAAUUAAGAAUCGGUUCCAUCAUAGUUGAUUGCAAGUGUUACUUCCAUCCUUCAGGGAUUAUUAGCAAAGACACCAUCAAAAAUGUAUUUCAACAAGAGACCCAGAAUGCCACCUCUCAGUGGCUGGGUAGCAGAUUCCAAAUCAUGGGCUUCACCAUUGAAGAAUAUCCUUCAGCCAUGGCAACAGAACCAUCCAAACAAGAGCUUCCUUAUUGGGCCAUCAUCCUCAUAUGCUUCUCCGUCUUACUGGGUUCUAUCUUUUUCUUUCUUCUGUGUGUCUUGACUGCUGUGUGGGUGAAGAGGAGAGCAGGCAAAUACCAGAUCUGAAGGAACAUUUUUGGCCUCUAAUUCCCACGCAUGGACAUGCAAAAAUCAUAGUGAUAUGGAUUUUGGAAACUUGACUCCUUCCCUGCAAAAAGACCCUUUUUGCAGCGUUUCAUCUUGCACAUGUUGUGCAACAAAAAUUGUGUUUACUAUAGCUGGAAUGAAUGUCUUGAUGAAGAAAAGAUACUGCAUAUUCUGUGGAAGACUGCCAGGUUGAUAAAUUGAUGGGGUGCCCUGUCAUAUUUAUUUAUUAUGUAUUGUAAAACUUGGAGUAUCUUUUUAAACAUCUAUAAAAACUAAAGAUUAGGUUAUUUAUGUGCCAAAAAUAGAGAUUCUGCCAGCAGCAUGGAUCAGUAUUAAACAAUUUGCAUUCUUUUGAGACUGCAAAGCAUCAAUGAACUCUAUUGCACAUUUUUAAAAAAUGUAUACUGUAUUAUUUUGCUCAGUAAACAAGCAUUAAUUUUUAUCUUUCAAAGACAAUUAAGUUGUUGAAAUGGAAGACUUACAGUAUUUUUAUUUGCACUGCAAUUAUGUCAUACUGCACUGUACUACACUGCACUGUAAUAAUAUAUGUUUUCAAAAUAAUGUAUCUUGGGUAGAGAUGGUUUUCAAUCCUUUUUUAGAUAUUUCAAAUAUUCCUGAUUUCUUACAAAUCAAUAAACAUGAGCAAGAAAAUGAAAAACAAA
Thamnophis sirtalis is the source of this 2205-nucleotide messenger RNA. Lineage: Eukaryota; Metazoa; Chordata; Lepidosauria; Squamata; Natricidae. The record is from RefSeq and is a predicted model, not a curated record.